Elaeis guineensis (African oil palm) is the source of this 792-nucleotide messenger RNA. RefSeq names its product signaling peptide TAXIMIN 1. The record is from RefSeq and is a predicted model, not a curated record. Lineage: Eukaryota; Viridiplantae; Streptophyta; Magnoliopsida; Arecales; Arecaceae.
CCAUUCUUGUUCUUUUGUCUUCUUCGGACACCGUCGCGUUGCUUAGGCAAAUAAGCAAUAAAAAACGUGUUUUGUUUUCUCCGUCGCGGAAGAGGACCGGAAGCAUCCCCACCAUCCUCCCUUGAAACGAGAUUAAAAAAAAAAAAUGGCACAGCGAAGAGAACAAAUAGCUCGAGUCUAACAGAAAAGAAACAAGAGGAGGAGAAAGGUUUGAGAAGAAAAUUUCUAUUUGUUGUAGUAGUGGAGAGGGUGGAAAACCUCCCCUGAAUUAUUAGAAUUGGGAAGAAGAUUGCUUAAACGAGAAGAAGAGAAGUUUCGAGGCUUAGCAAAGGAAAGGAUAAUAAGGUAGAGUAGAAGAAAAUGUGCUGCGACUGCGAGUGCCGGCCGCUUGGAUGGCUGCUGGGACUCCCCUUCGCCUUCCUCUCCCUCCUCGUCUCCCUCGUCGGCGUCGCCGUAUGGAUCGUGGGGUUGUUGCUGUCGUGCAUAUGCCCGUGCUGCCUCUGUGUGACGAUAUUGGUGGAGCUCGCGAUCGAGCUUAUCAAAGCCCCCCUCCACGUCAUGGAGUGGUUCACCUCCAAGAUACCUUGUUAAUUCUCGAUUGUUAAAUUUUCUUUUUUUCCCUUUCUUCUCCUUAUUCAUUAGCUCCCUUGCUUGCUAUUGAUGAGUGGUAACUGUAGCCAUUUGUAAGCGAAAGAUCACUGGAAGAGAUUGCUGUUCAAAGGGUCUAUGUUUGUGAUUGUUUAAUUUGUCUGGAACCUGAUGUUCGUUAAUUCUAUUGUCGCGACUUCACGA